Cryphonectria parasitica EP155 is the source of this 1041-nucleotide messenger RNA. Its product is annotated as Pkr1-domain-containing protein. Gene Ontology annotation, cellular component: endoplasmic reticulum membrane. The record is from RefSeq and is a predicted model, not a curated record. Bases 324 to 830 code for a protein of 168 amino acids. Gene Ontology annotation, biological process: vacuolar proton-transporting V-type ATPase complex assembly. The transcript has 2 exons. NCBI's taxonomy places the organism in Eukaryota, Fungi, Ascomycota, Sordariomycetes, Diaporthales, Cryphonectriaceae.
CAACCCAACUCUCCGUCCAGACGACCAGACAGAUAACGUUGGGCAUGAAGACAAGGGGACGGGCGUCUACUGUACGGGCUCUCAUACAAAUUCUGUCACCACCAGCGCUUGUUUGACUCAUGUUAUCACUGAGUGUGUGGGUGGCAUCUACAGGCGCGUCAUCAUCUGGCCAAACCUACUUUACAUAGUAGACCAGACCUCCGAAAGCGCAGCAUCCGUCUACCGCAUUUCCUCAGCAGCCGUUGACUUCUUAAACCUGCCGCGUUUACCCGCCGUCACUAUCACCCGCUCUCAACGUGUCGCAUCAAAUCCCAAAAGACAACAUGUCGCAAUUUUUCCAGGACCUGUGGGAGUCCAUCUUCACCCCCGGUCCCACGCCGUCCCUCCUUAUCGCCACCAACGCUACCUUUGCCGCCCUGCAGCUUGUCCUAGGCGCCUUGCUGCUCGCCACCUACAGCAUCCACUUCGUUAUCCUGUCCUUCCUAUGCGCUGCCCUAUGGUGGGCCAUCAACUGGUUCGCCCGCGAGCUACAAGCCAGCCACGACCAGGAACUGAAGGAAAAGGCCAGUGCCGCGCGCAAGACUGCAGCGAGGGCCCGAACCAUACAGACGUCAGAGAGCGAGACCGAGGUCGAGACCUUCCCGGACAAGGCAACGACACAAGGCCAGCCGGCUGUGGCAGCCAGCCAGGAGGUGGAGGUUAGGGCAUCCCCUGCUGUUGGCGAGCUGAAGCAGCGCAUUCCCCCGGCGUCGCAAGGGAGCAAAUCCAGUGCCAGUACCGAGGAUGAGUGGGAGAAGGUGUCCGAGUACGAGAGUGAGAAGACCAAGUAGACGACCGCUGUUGGGGGGGAGGGGGGGGGAGGAGUCAAGGUGCUCAAUACACUCAAGGAGAUUUUGCGAGAGGGCAACGGCCUGGUAUAUUCAUAUCUAGUCUUGGUGUGAUGGUGUAGCCUUCCACGGCAGAAGCGCUGUUGUAAAUACUAGUGUUGCCAACUCUUUCGCAGCUGGCCUGGUUAAAUGUAUACAUGCCUUAUUCCUACUC